This is a messenger RNA of Oryzias melastigma (Indian medaka), 2097 nucleotides long. It is a transcript of the gene gxylt2, whose product is annotated as glucoside xylosyltransferase 2. Gene Ontology annotation, molecular function: UDP-xylosyltransferase activity. Gene Ontology annotation, biological process: protein O-linked glycosylation via N-acetylgalactosamine. The record is from RefSeq and is a predicted model, not a curated record. NCBI's taxonomy places the organism in Eukaryota, Metazoa, Chordata, Actinopteri, Beloniformes, Adrianichthyidae. The coding region runs from base 227 to 1519 and encodes 430 amino acids. The transcript is spliced from 7 exons.
UACUAUCAUCAUUACGGCGGGAGCGAUGAGGCCCCGCCCCCGCCGUGUAGUCCUGAACAGACGGUGAGACGCAGCUCCCAGCUUUCCAUCAUCACUCGCUGGAGAGAAAAAAAUGCGAGCUGGAAGCGGUGAGAAAAAAAUGUCCACCGGGGCGGCUCUCCCUCCGCAGCAGACAUGAGAGCAGCCUCGGCCGCCGUCUUCCAGUCUCCAGCGAGUCGCUCUCACCAUGCGGAUCCACGGCAAAGUAGUUGCGAUCGCCGUGUGCUUCGGAGUUUUCCUACUUUUGUACUUUUGGGGGGGCAACGCCGCCGACGAUCCGCUGCUGGGGGAAGUUGGAGAGGGCUCGGAAGAGGACGAAGAGGAGGACGGUGAAUCCUCCCCGCCGCCGUCCGAGUUCGGAGGCAACGAGGCUGAAAAGUUUGCGGGGAAAGAGAGGUGGGGCGGCGUGCACGCGCAGCAGAGAAAAGCGGACUCUAAUGUGGCCCGACCCUUGACCAAGCGCACCAGGGAUGAGGAGUUGAUGCACUUGGCCGUGGUGGCAUGUGGCAGCCGUCUGGAUGAAACCCUCACUAUGAUCAAAUCGGCCCUGCUGUUCAGCAUUAAGAAGAUCAAGUUUCACAUUUUUUCUGAGGACUCCUUGGCUCCACAGUUUGAGGAAAGGCUGAACCUUUGGCCCCACUCUGUCAUCGUGAAGUUCCACUUCAGCAUCUACCCCAUCUCCUUCUCCGUGGGAAACGCAGAAGAGUGGAAGAAGCUCUUCAAGCCAUGUGCGGCUCAGAGACUCUUCCUCCCUAUCAUACUGAAAGACGUGGACUCGUUACUCUACGUGGACACUGAUGUGCUGUUUUUGCGACCCAUGGACGAUAUUUGGAGUUUCCUCAAGUCCUUUAAUGAGACCCAGCUGGCAGCCAUGGCGCCGGAACACGAGGUGCCAAAGAUCGGAUGGUACAGCCGCUUCGCCCGCCAUCCUUUCUACGGAAUGACAGGGGUCAACUCUGGCGUCAUGCUGAUGAACCUCACAAGGAUCCGCAGCACUCUCUUCAAAAACAGCAUGAUCUCCAGCGGCUUGUCGUGGGAGGAUCUUCUGCAUCCACUCUAUCAGAAGUACAAGAGCCACAUUACGUGGGGAGACCAGGACCUUCUCAACAUCAUCUUCCAUGACAACCCAGAGUGUCUGUUCGUCUUUCCGUGUCAGUGGAACUACAGACCGGACCACUGCAUGUACGGGAGCAACUGUAAAGGCGCCGAGGAGGAGGGCGUGUCCAUCCUGCACGGCAACCGUGGAGUGUAUCACGACGACAAGCAGCCAGCCUUCAAAAUAAUCUACGACGCCAUCCACGAUUUCCCCUUCGAGGACAACAUGUUCCAGUCGCUCUUCUACCCGGUCCAGAGCAGGUUCCUGGACACGGUCAACACGCUGUGCGGACGCCUCCCCCAGGUCUUCCUCAAGCAGAUAGGGAAGACCAUGAAGAGCGCUUUUGAGAGGAAGGUGGUGCGCCACGCCAGACCUCAAAGUUAACAGCCAAAGAACUUGUUGCCCCAUGCUGUGCAUUUGAAGCAGACGGAAUCUGUGAAGAAGCGUGAACUCUACGGUGUCACUGUGGUGUCGAUUUAGAAAUAAAAAUAAACCAAAAAAAAAAAAAGUUUAUGUUAAGAAAAAUGCUCAUCUCAAGCAUUUCAAAGAAACUAAAAUGAACAUUUUUAAGGAAUUGUUUGGAAGCAGACCUUGGACAGUUCACUAAAUGGUGAACAUCUUAGCAUCACCGUGAAAUGUGAACAAACCACCACUGUCAGUAUUAAAUGUUUUUAUGUGAAGUAUUUGAAAGCACUUUUUAAAAAAAAAAGUUCUCUUUUUUUUAGACCGUGAGACUUUGCCUGACCGAGUCGAACAGAAUGUGCAAGAUGUUGGAGUGAAGCUUAAACGCCAUAUUGAUGUUGAUGUGUGCCAUGUUUACCAUACAAAAGAAAUGCAUUUGUGUGUGGGGGUGUGAGAGCUUGUGAUAUGAAUCUGUGCUGUUAAUGACCUACAUGCGUCACAUGGAAAAGUUUGUGCAGUCUACAUAUGUUUUCAGAUUAAAAGUUAUGCAAUAAACUGAA